Messenger RNA from Boleophthalmus pectinirostris (great blue-spotted mudskipper), 1185 nucleotides. Its product is annotated as E3 ubiquitin-protein ligase NEURL3. The record is from RefSeq and is a predicted model, not a curated record. NCBI's taxonomy places the organism in Eukaryota, Metazoa, Chordata, Actinopteri, Gobiiformes, Gobiidae. Gene Ontology annotation, molecular function: ubiquitin protein ligase activity. The transcript has 4 exons. Bases 128 to 958 code for a protein of 276 amino acids.
GUUUUGGUUUAGGCGUGCACAUGCACUCAUAUAAAAGCAGCUGUCCAGUUUGUUGCUAAUGAAGAAAUCAACUACAGGAGCAAGAACUUCUCACAUCAACGAGGACACAAACCUUCACUAAGACAACAUGGUGAGGAAGAGCAGCCUCAGCAGCUCUGAGGUGCACCAGUGCGGUCCACAGUGCCUUGGACCCCUGACCUUCCACUCUCAGACUAAAGGGGUGUGCAUUCGCCUCUCUGAACACGGGAGAUGUGCGCAGCGGAACACAGACACCUUUAAGAACGGGCUCCUCUUCAGCUGCCGCUCCGUCAGGGUGCAGGAGAGGGUACAACUCAGGAUAAACAAACACAAGCUCAACUGGACCGGAGCGCUCCGCGUGGGCUUCACUACUGUGCCUCCCUCAACCCGCACUGGAGACUUGCCCUGCAUGGCCAUCCCCUGCCUCACAAAACUCCCGGGACACUGGGCUGCUCCAGUCAGAGACUCCCUAGUCAGGGCAGGUGCACUGCUGGAGUUCUGGGUGUCAGACAAUGGCAAUUUAAAUGUGUCUAUCAACAACAGCAUUCAGUGUAAACUACUGACAGGCGUGGACGUCAGCCGACCACUAUGGGCCAUGAUCGAUGCAUAUGGUCAAACAUGCGGUAUUACAUUAUUAGGAUCAGUGAAGAAAGAGUUGUUUCGCACAAAAAAGUCUUGUCCUCCUCCUCAACAUGAGACUCCCUCUGCCCCAAGUUUAGAUUCAUGCACAGACAUCACACUACUGGAUACACAGACUAUAGCAGACAAAGCCCACUGCGAGGAGUGUGUUGUGUGUUUGGGAAAAAAGGCCAGGAUAAUAGUGAAGCCCUGUGGACACCAGUGUUUGUGUUCAAACUGUGCAAUACGAGUUCUGGAGGAGUUUGGCACCUGUCCGCUGUGCCGACAGUUCAUCUGCAGUGGGGCCAUAGCUGCCCUGUAAUCUCAGCUAAGAAAUGGUGAAUAAUGUAAAUAUGUAAUGUGGAUAGUUUAACUUAUGUAUGAUGUUGUAUUUUAAUUUGAGAUUUUGUAUCUGUUAUUUAUUUUAACACUAAAUUACCACUACACUGAAUAUUUGGAUGUUUUUACAUUUUUAUUAUAUUUAAUAAUAAUAAAAAUAUAAAAUAUAUGCAAAUAUUAUGAUAUAUGUAAUAAAAAGUACUUAAACUA